CUCGGCCACCGCGUCCGCUUCUAGCGCUAGCUCCUCGGGGUCCGAUGAGGCGCCGGAUUUUGGGUUUUACAGAAAUUCAGACCCCGUCAACGUGCUGAGGGGCAGAAACUCGUUACAUGACUCACAUAGGCAACUCCAUGUGGCAGAAGACAAGCAUCACCUCAUGGUGAAUACAGUGUUGGAGCAUCAGAAGUGUCGUGAUAUUUCAGUAUCUCCCAAAAGGGAGUCACACUUAUUUAAUACGGCCAAUGGUGUUAGAGGCCAUCCUCUUCCUACAUCCCCUACACAUCCAAGAGCACUUGGCAUAAGCCCGGGUUCUCCGAAACUAAGACAAGAUGAUAUGAAGAGCCCACCUCAUCCGCUCCCCCUUCCUCCAAGCUCUCCUGGGUCUUCUUCCUCUUCAUCUUCACGUUCUCUUCCAUCACAAUGGAAAAAGGGGAAAUUGUUAGGCAGAGGAACAUUCGGCCAUGUAUAUCUUGGAUUCAACGGUGAAAGUGGGCAAAUGUGUGCAAUUAAAGAGGUUGAAGUCAUCUCUGAUGAUUCAAAUUCAAAAGAAUGCCUAAGGCAACUAAACCAGGAAAUAACUUUGCUCAGUCAGCUCUCACAUCCAAACAUUGUUCGGUACUAUGGAAGUGAAAUGGUUGAUGACAAACUCUCAGUCUAUCUUGAAUACGUUUCUGGUGGAUCUAUUUACAAGUUACUUCAGGAAUAUGGAUCCUUUGGGGAACCUGUUGUUCGCAGUUAUACAAGGCAGAUUCUUGCUGGUCUCACGUACUUACAUGGGAGAAAUACGGUACACAGGGAUAUUAAGGGAGCAAACAUACUUGUAGAUCCUAACGGCGAAGUUAAGCUUGCUGAUUUUGGUAUGGCCAAACAUAUAUCAGCUUAUACUUCUAUACGUUCUUUCAAAGGAAGCCCUUACUGGAUGGCUCCUGAGGUUGUCAUGAAUGGCAAUGGAUACAAUCUCUCAGUGGAUAUUUGGAGCCUUGGUUGUACGGUCAUUGAGAUGGCAACUUCUAAACCUCCCUGGAGCCAGUUUCCAGUGGUACCUGCAAUUUUUAAGAUUGGGAACAGCAAAGAUAUACCAGAUAUCCCGGAUCAUCUGUCCUCUGACGCAAAGAGUUUUGUAAAGCUAUGCUUGCAACGUGAUCCUGCAGCUCGUCCCACAGCAGCUCAGUUGAUGGAACAUCCUUUUGUUCGAGAUCAAGCAUCAAUAAGACCCACAAAAUCCAGUAUGUUCAGGGAAGCGUUGCCUUCUAUUUCAGCUGAAACCCAGAGAAUGGGUGCCAUGGAUCUUUCUCCAAAUCGAAGUUUAUCUCCUCUGCGUGACAGAGAUUAUGGAGUGGGGCACUUGAUAGAGUUCCCCUCAACAUCUAGGAACCAAAGGGCCAGAGCGAACAUGUCUCUCCCGGUUUCGCCCUGCUCUGUUUCACCCUGCUCAAGCCCUCAUCGCCAGUUUAAGCAUGGUAAUCGAAGCUGCUUGCCUUCUCCUCCUCAUCCAGUUUUCUCGGCAGGAGCUAUUAACUAUGGACCAAGCAAUUAUUCUCUAUAUCACACAAGGGCAUGCAAUAACUUUGAUCAGUUGCCAGAGCUUCCACAGUUUAAGUCGCAAACAACAUACAGUUCCCCAAGGAGAAGAUAAUGAUGGUGAUCCAAUUAUACCUGUAAAAAAUCGAUAGCAGCAUCUCUUUUGCCUCUGAUGGAUCAAUCAAACAUAAAAAUGUAAAAGAAAAGAAAAAGAUCGGUUCCUUGUCGUAUCAGUUUUUGUUGUCCCUACAUGAUCAAUGUAAUUGUGAAAUUGCAUACACGAUCCAAGUUCUGUAUAGAGUAAAGGUGUGUAUUCAUUUAUAUACUUAAAAAUGGUAAGAAUAGAAAUUUUUUGUUUGUCUCAAA
Asparagus officinalis (garden asparagus) is the source of this 1893-nucleotide messenger RNA. Its product is annotated as mitogen-activated protein kinase kinase kinase 3-like. Bases 164 to 1642 code for a protein of 492 amino acids. NCBI's taxonomy places the organism in Eukaryota, Viridiplantae, Streptophyta, Magnoliopsida, Asparagales, Asparagaceae. The record is from RefSeq and is a predicted model, not a curated record. Gene Ontology annotation, biological process: protein phosphorylation. The transcript has 11 exons. Gene Ontology annotation, molecular function: ATP binding; protein kinase activity.